CGUGUUUCACUGGGAUAAUCAGGUAUACAAACUUUGACCUUUCACCUCCACAAGUACUGACUCUUGGAUUCUUGUCACCAUUUUCGGCAGCGAAGGAAAAGGUCACUUCUCUUCAUCUAAGACGAUUGUGAAGCCAUAUUGACCAUAACCACACACGGGAUCUGGAGUUUGACCAAAAUGGAAACUGGGUCUCAUCUUGCUGGGGUGGGAAAGGAUGGACAGCGUUCUUGCCGUAUCAACAAGUGCAGCCAUUGCGACAAGGAGUUUCGCUUCAAGACUAUGCUCAACGCACACCUGCGAACUCACACGGGUGGGAGACCAUACAUUUGUAAUGAAUGCGGGCAGGGGUUACUUCAUCAGGAAGAUCUGAAGAAGCACAUGCGGAUUCACACCGGUGUGAGACCAUACAUUUGUGGGGAAUGCAACCAACGGUUCAGUCAGCUGGGGGAUCUAACGAGACACAUGCGAACUCACACAGGAGAGAAACCACAUCAAUGCGAGGAAUGCGGUAAGCAGUACAGAAGGUCGAGUGAUCUGAAGGUACAUGUGCGGACUCACACUGGUGAAAAGCCGUACAAGUGUGAACAUUGCGACAAGGGCUUUAUUCAGUCAACUCACCUGAAGAGACACAUGCGGACUCACACCGGCGAGAAACCCUACAGGUGUGACAAGUGCAGCAGACAGUGCACUACGCUGGCAAAUCUUAAGACUCACAUUCGGACUCACACUGGCGAGAGACCUUACGGGUGUGGCAAAUGCAACAGAAGCUUUCCUCAGCUGGGUCAUCUGAAGAUACACAUGCGGACUCACUCACGUGGACGCUCAUCGAUGCCUGUGUGAGGAUGGAAUCAUACGACUCACUAUAAAUGCAGAAACUUUUGCAGCGGUUUAGUGUUCGCCACUUAACCACAAACUUUUAAAAAACCACCGCAAACAUUUUUCCAUGGCAGGAAGAGACUACAGUGCAUAUUGCUACUGCAAACUUAAAAAAACCCACUGUGAAAAGUCCUUUUUCCCACACUGCAUAAGUAAAUACCUGCAAAAAUGUAUUUACAGUAUUCACACAACCAAAGUUCAUUCUAAAUGCCAUUUGUGUUUUAUUGGGAUUGUAACAGUGUGUCGUUCCUUUGACAUUUUUUUAAACUAAGUAGUACACUGUCAAUAUGACUUUGCUAUAAGGUUAAAGAAAAGGUUUCACAUUAUAGAGGAAAUGCUCAUGGAUUAUACGGUCAAUGUCAGCAAAUCAACUUUAGUUUUUUUUUCAUUAUACCUUGAAGUUGUUUGCAAAAAAGUGACCUUAUACUGCGAAAUGCUCAGACAGUACUUGUGGUGAGAGGCAGUUAUAAUUACAUGGUAAGAUUGUUUAUUCUUCUGUCUCAAACUGGUAAAAAGCAUUCACAGGGAAGUGUAGCAGUUUCCUUGUUACAAAGUGCAUGUUUUAUGUAAUUCAGUUUUUUAUGUUAUUAUUUUACAUCAACUGAGGUUUUAACUGUCACUUAUGUGAUUAGUCUCUGUAAAUAUUGUACUAGCGUUUAGAAUAAGUUGCAGCAAAAUGUUCACUGAUUUAAAUAGACCUCUUCACAAAUUUUCUAUUUCGGUAACAGCACUUAAAUGCUACAAGUUUUCAUUUUUGGGUUAUGUUAUAGGCUAAAGCUUUCUGUCUCAGGAUUUUCUCUGUGUUAGAACUUAGAUAUUGAAGUUGUUAUCAUCACUUUAUAAUUCACUAAUUACUGUAAAUACGCAGGGGCCUUAUUAAUUAGCAUUUGGAAUUAACUCUUGAAGCUUGUAAGUGAUAGAAGUUGCUAACUAUCGUUUACCUUCACAAUGUGCUCUAGGCUUUUUCAACUUUUAGCAUAUCAUGAUCAGUUUCUUCAACAAUAAACUAUGACACGUUA
Molecule: messenger RNA, 1895 nt
Organism: Branchiostoma floridae (Florida lancelet)
Lineage: Eukaryota; Metazoa; Chordata; Leptocardii; Amphioxiformes; Branchiostomatidae
Product: zinc finger protein 239-like
Exons: 2
Coding region: 178-840 (220 amino acids)
Biological process (GO): regulation of transcription by RNA polymerase II
Cellular component (GO): nucleus
Molecular function (GO): RNA polymerase II cis-regulatory region sequence-specific DNA binding; DNA-binding transcription factor activity, RNA polymerase II-specific
Source: RefSeq, a predicted model, not a curated record